AUGGAUUUGAAUUAUGUUUACUCGGUGAAGCGGGCAGCAAUGGGUCGGCAGAUCAUGUUCUGCGAGCAACCCACGGAGAUGUGCGACAGCGUGCGGCCCGACGCGGUCGAGGCGCGCCAGUACGUGCUGCGCAACCCCGUGCACCGGCUGACGCAGCACGCGCCGCGCUACUCGCACUGCCUCGUCAACACCGAGCGGGCCGAGUACAGCUGCAGCGGCGCCAACCACGCGGAGGGCGGCUGGCCGCGGGACAUCAACAUUAACGACCCCGAGGCCACGCAGAGGUAUCGCCGCAAGCUCGAGAAGGACGACGGCUACGUUCGCUGCAUCGCCAAUCUGACUCCGGGCCUAGAACACUAUAUCUUUCAAAACAACGCAAUCGACAUGUAUCAAACGUAUUACUCAGAGUUUGAUGAACUACCGAAACUGGAGCAAAUGGACUGCCGGACUGUAAAUAUCUUCCGCGAUAACCCGUCAAGCGGUGACCGCCGGCCCGUGAGCUCUAUCUGUUGGCAUCCCGAGGGUGGGCAGAAGCUCGCGGUAUCAUACGUCAACGUAGACAUGGACCAAAACGCGCGGUCAUCCGUCGAAGCUUACAUAUGGGACGUGGAGAACCCGAACAAGCCCGAGAUGGAGAUCAAGCCACCAUGCCCCUUGCUGGACCUGCAGUACAACCCGAAGGAAGGCGCGGUGCUGGCAGGCGCGCUCAUGAACGGCCAGGUGGCGGCGUGGGACACGCGGACCCCGCUCGCGCCGGCGCUGCUGUGUCCGCCGCACGUGGCGCACCGGGACGCCGUGCGCAGCGUGCUCUUCAUCAACGCCAAGUCCGGCAUGGAGUUCUUCUCUGGCGGCACCGACGGCGCCGUCAAGUGGUGGGACAUCCGCAACUUCAACGAACCCACCGACGAAAUCAUUUUAGAUCUGGUGAAGCUCAACGAGUCCCAAUCGCUUUCCAACGCCAAGGGCGUCAGCGCGCUCGAGUUCGAGAGUACGAUACCUACGAGAUACAUGUUGGGUACCGAGGACGGAUUGGUCAUCACCGGCAAUCGUAAAGGCAAGACUUUACCGGAGAAACUCCCUGGCAAAUUCGAGGCGCACGUGGGGGUGGUGAGGCGCGUGGAGCGCAACCCCAGCUACCCGAAGAACUUCCUGACGGUGGGCGACUACACGGCGCGCGUGUGGAGCGAGGACUGCCGCGAGUCCGCCAUCAUGUGGACGCAGCAGGACCGCUGCUGCAUCACGGACGGCGCCUGGAGCCCCACGCGGCCCUCGCUGCUCAUGCUGUGCAAGUGGAGCGGCGUGCUGUGCAUGUGGGACCUGCUGCGGCGCCAGCACGAGCCCGUGCUCAACAUGCAGGUCUGCGACGAAGCCUUAGUCUACGUGCGCCCGCACGAUGCUGGCGCGCUGGUGGCGUCGGGCAGCAGCGCGGGCAGCGUGUUCCUGCUGGAGCUGUCGCGCAACCUGGUGGAGGCCGAGCCGCACGACCGCCUGCACCUCACAGCGCUGCUGGAGCGCGAGAGCAGGCGCGAGCGCAUCCUGGAGGCGCGCCUGCGCGAGAUCCGCCUCAAGCAGCGCCAGGCGGAGGAGGCGAGCCCGGCUCCCUCGCUCGCCUCGCUGGACGCGCCGCCCGAGGACCUGCACCACCUCGCCGCCGACUACUUCGCGCAGGUCAAGAAGGAGCACGCCGCGCUCUAGCCGCCGCCU
Helicoverpa zea (corn earworm) is the source of this 1704-nucleotide messenger RNA. Its product is annotated as dynein intermediate chain 3, ciliary-like. Bases 1 to 1695 code for a protein of 564 amino acids. Gene Ontology annotation, biological process: outer dynein arm assembly; cilium movement. The transcript is spliced from 5 exons. Lineage: Eukaryota; Metazoa; Arthropoda; Insecta; Lepidoptera; Noctuidae. Gene Ontology annotation, molecular function: dynein light chain binding; dynein heavy chain binding. Gene Ontology annotation, cellular component: outer dynein arm. The record is from RefSeq and is a predicted model, not a curated record.